AUGGCCACUUUUACUCACAUUGUUCUUGUUUUUGCCAUAUUUGUUGUGGUGCUUCUUCCAUUGACCACUAUGGCCACCGAAUACAUGGUGGGAGAUGCUAGUGGUUGGACCAUAAAUUAUGACUACAAAGCGUGGGUUAAAGAUAAAGUGUUCUACGUUGGUGACAAAUUGGUGUUCAAGUACCCAGUAAAUGUACAUAAUGUGUACAAAGUGAAUGCUAGUUCCUUUGCUACUUGCACUAUUCCACCACCUCGCACUGGCCUUACAUCUGGAAACGACGUUGUGACCUUGAUGACACCUGGCAAGAAGUGGUACAUUUAUGGUGUGGAAGAACAUUGUGCUGACUUUAACCAAAAGUUAGUGAUCGAUGUCCAAUCAAUGACUCCAGCACCCGCACCAAGCACUGGAACCAAGUAUGACUCUAAGACUUUCAUGUCAAUGGUCAUCUUUAUUUUGGCAACGAUAGUCAUGGUUUAA
Lactuca sativa (garden lettuce) is the source of this 477-nucleotide messenger RNA. Lineage: Eukaryota; Viridiplantae; Streptophyta; Magnoliopsida; Asterales; Asteraceae. The record is from RefSeq and is a predicted model, not a curated record.